GACCGAUUGGCGGUAAAGCCAAAGGCAAGCACAUGUAAAAGGUUUGAUUUCUCGCGAUUGCAGAAUGUAAUAUUCAGAAUAAAAAAGAGUGUUUGCAUGGCAGAAUAGAAUUCCAACAUCAAAUGGUCCAUCAUGUUUGUUCUAAGUGAAAUGAAGGAUACUGUAAGAAUUCCACCAUGGGAAUUUAAGGAAGAGACUACUGAUGCCAUUAUUGAGAUACUCAACAAAAAACUUGCUAAUAAGGUUGUGUAUAAUGUAGGACUGUGUAUAGCUUUAUGGGAUUUAGUGAAACUUGAAGAUAGUUUUAUUUUUCCAGGUGAUGGAGCAUCUCAUACUAAUGUUCAUUUCCGAUAUGUAGUAUUCCGGCCGUUCGUGGAUGAAAUAUUGGUAGGUAAGAUUAAAGGUUGCAGUAAAGAAGGUGUUCAUGUGUCAAUGGGUUUCUUUGAUGACAUCUUAAUUCCUGCAGAUGCCUUACAACAUCCAGCACGAUUCGAUGAAGAAGAACAGUUAUGGGCGUGGGAAUAUGAAGUAGAUGAAGAUACAAAACAUCAGUUAUUCAUGGAUAUUGGAGAGGAAAUAAGAUUUCGAGUGGUAGAUGAAGGUUUUGUGGAUACAACACCAUCAGGACCAGAUACAACAAAUACAGAUAGUGUUGAUAGUAUUUUAACAGAUCCUGACCUUAAAAAACCUCCAUAUACCAUUACAGGUUCUAUUAGUGAAUCAGGUCUAGGAUGUUUAUCAUGGUGGAAUAGUUGACAUGUCAUCAUCUUCACAUUCACAGAAACAACAUAUUCACAGUUACCACUGAGGAAACACCAAUGGAGAUUUCGGUAGCUGUUUCGUAGAGAUAAUCUCAAGAACUGGUAAACCUUCGCAUUUUGUGGAGAUAUCAUUAAAUCUAUCUCAAGAACUGGUAUAUUUUCAUAUUUUGUGGAGAUAAUCUAUCUCAAGAACUGGUACACUUUUACACUUGUGGCAUUAAGCUCAAGAACUGGUAUACUUUCACACUUUGUGGAGAUAAUCUCAAGAACUGGUACACUUUCACAUUGGUUGUGUACUGAGGUUCUGUGAAAAAAGAAGAUAAUUAGACUAAUAAACACAAACAGGUUACACAUUCAUCGUGAACGUUUUAGCUAGUCAGCUUUUGGUUAGUCAGUCAGAACUGGCAAGCGAGUUCGAAAUGAAAGCUGAGAUGCUCUAUAAAGAAAGAUGUAGAUGCACUGGUAACCGCUUAUUCAGAUAGUUCUUCAAAAGGAAGACAAAUGAUCUUCUAUAUACAGACUAGGUGUGGUAAUACAGAUACUAAUCUUGAAAGACUUGACAGACCUUUACUAUUUACUUUAACAAUCAAGUCUCUUGAAUUUUCUAUUUGUGUAAACUACAAAAUACUUUUGACAUUUUAACUUUCUGCCCUGUAUAUAUAAAUUAUAUCAAUAAUAAAAGUAAGAAAUGACAAAUCUAUGCCUGACAGAAUGACAGGCACCAUACCAUUUGUGCCUGAUAUAUCUUUAACACAUGCCUUAUUUCCAGACUUGACUGUAAAGACUGAAUGAACCUGUACUUUUUUUUUUACUUUUGUUGUCAAGUUUCUUUAAAUGUACAUUAUGCAAGAGCUAAAUUUGUCCAUUGCAGGUCUUUCUUUAGGCCUUAAUCAUAUACAGCCGUUGAAUCGCAGAUCAGAUUCAAAUCUGUUUAAAAUG
This is a messenger RNA of Patella vulgata (common limpet), 1700 nucleotides long. RefSeq names its product DNA-directed RNA polymerase III subunit RPC8. The record is from RefSeq and is a predicted model, not a curated record. Gene Ontology annotation, biological process: DNA-templated transcription; transcription initiation at RNA polymerase III promoter. Gene Ontology annotation, cellular component: RNA polymerase III complex. The transcript has 8 exons. The coding region runs from base 133 to 756 and encodes 207 amino acids. NCBI's taxonomy places the organism in Eukaryota, Metazoa, Mollusca, Gastropoda, Patellidae. Gene Ontology annotation, molecular function: DNA-directed RNA polymerase activity; DNA binding.